Molecule: messenger RNA, 2078 nt
Organism: Lepidothrix coronata (blue-crowned manakin)
Lineage: Eukaryota; Metazoa; Chordata; Aves; Passeriformes; Pipridae
Product: thiamine transporter 2-like
Biological process (GO): transmembrane transport; vitamin transport
Cellular component (GO): plasma membrane
Molecular function (GO): thiamine transmembrane transporter activity
Source: RefSeq, a predicted model, not a curated record
GCUGGAAGAAAGCCAACUGGAGGCAAUUUCAAAGGAGGUGUCAGAGCAAGCUGAAGUACCAGAAAAACAGGAAAAGCAUAAAACCCAAACAGAGUCCAGUAGCUGCAAUACACACAGGACGGCCAGAAGAAAGACUGGAAACACUAAAAGGAGACUUUUCCCCUGGAAGUAAGAAAGGAAGAGCUCCAGCAGACAAGAGGCCAUGGGCUGUUGGAAGCAAGAGAAAAGCAACACCUGGACUUUUCCCACCCUGAUUCUCUGCCUCUAUGGAUUCUUCUACAUGAUGAAACCAUCAGAACCUUUCCUAACACCAUAUCUAACAGGACCAGAUAAAAACCUAACCACAGAUGAGGUUACCAACCAGAUUUUGCCCGUUUGGACAUACUCCUACCUUGCCCUCCUGUUCCCAGUCUUCCUGCUCACAGACUACCUGCGCUACAAGCCCGUCAUCCUCCUCCAGGGCAUCAGCCUCAUCGUCACCUGGCUCCUGCUCCUCUUCACACACGGAGUGCUGGCCAUGCAGGUGGUGGAAUUCUUCUACGGGCUGGUGACGGCCACUGAGGUGGCCUAUUACGCCUACAUCUACAGCGUGGUCAGCACCGACCGCUACCAGAGGGUGACGAGCUACUGCAGGAGCAGCACUCUGGUGGCAGCCACUGUUGCCGCCGUGCUGGGACAGCUGCUGGUGUCCUUGGCAGAUGUGUCCUACUUCUACCUCAACGCCAUUUCUUUGGCUUCCGUGUCCCUGGCCUUCCUGUGUGCGUUUUUCCUCCCCAUGCCCCAGAAGAGCAUGUUCUUCCACAGGAAAGAUGCCUCCCAGUCUCUCCCAGGGCCUGACAAAGUUGUGACUCCGGCCGGUUCUGACCGUCCCUCGAGCUGCCAAGAGGACACGAGCCCUGACUCCGCUGGCAGGGGCCCAACACCCCAACAGCAGGCUGGGAAUGCCAAGCCUCGGAAUCACAUGCUCAGAGUGCUGGUGCAGCUGAGCAAGGACCUGAGGGAUUGCUACAGCUCCAGGAAACUUCUCUACUGGUCCCUGUGGUGGGCUCUGGCUACGGCCGGAUUUAACCAAGUGCUGAAUUAUAUCCAAGUGCUGUGGGAUUUCCGAGCCCCCUCUCACAGCUCCGCAGUGUACAAUGGAGCUGUCGAAGCACUAGCAACUUUUCUGAGCUCAGUAGCGUCUUUCCUAGUACAAUAUAUGAAAAUUAACUGGGACCUGUUUGGAGAACUGGCUUUAGGGAUCUUCUCUGCAGUAGAUGCCGGUUCUCCCAACAUCUGGGCAUGUUAUGCUGGCUAUCUCAUUUUCAAGGCCUGCUAUAUGCUCCUCCUGACAAUAGCAACGUUCCAGAUUGCCAUCAAUCUGAGCAUGGAACGCUAUGCUUUGAUGUUUGGAUUCAACAACUUCAUUGCCCUGGUGAUUCAGACCAUUCUUACAGUUGUUGUCGUGGAUUCGAGAGGCCUGGGGCUGGACAUAGUGACUCAGUUUUUAAUUUAUGGCAGCUACUUUGCAGUCAUACACGGGAUUUUCAUGAUCAGAAGCAUUUGUGUGCUUGUCUCAAGCAAAUGCAAAAGGAAAAUAGCAAGAUGUUGCAAAGAGCAGCUGAACCAUGCUGAGCACGAAUCCAGAGAGCAGAUUGUUACAGGCUAUUUGACAUGGCUGUAGGAGGCAGGCAGGCUCCUUGGCCAGGCCCUCCUGGGAGAAGAGCUCAGGCUGCAGCAUGCAGGGAACAGCAGUGCAAGAAGAACGUUCAACACAGCCCUGGAAAGCUGCGCUGAAUCAUUGCAGCACUUCAGCACAACAUAUGCCAGCUCAGAGCUCACAUAACGGCCCUGUGCCAAGAAUAAAAGCUAAAUUGCUUUAAAUUCUUAUUUACUUGCCUAUAAAGAGCUUAACAGCAUAAUUUAUACACAGAAGCACAACCACCACCUUUUCAUCUCCUCCCUGUGCACGAUAGCAAAGAUCAGAGUUCACCCUGCCUUGUUGUUCUGGCUCCUGUGUGCGGUGCUGGCAAAGCUGCUUCCAACCACAUUUGCUCCUGCAUGUGGGUGAAGGGUCUGUCCUCCCUUUGCACAUCCCU